Molecule: messenger RNA, 707 nt
Organism: Paraphaeosphaeria sporulosa
Lineage: Eukaryota; Fungi; Ascomycota; Dothideomycetes; Pleosporales; Didymosphaeriaceae
Exons: 1
Coding region: 1-624 (207 amino acids)
Source: RefSeq, a predicted model, not a curated record
AUGGCCCGCUUUUGCGACCCUUUACCUCAAAGCGAGCAACUCAGCCAUUCUCCCGCUGGUAAAUCCGUUUGGAAGGCAUGUUUGGUCUCCCUACAAGCGACCUCUCAGCGUUGCCACUUCGGCAAUCCAAAUUCCAAUUUGCGACUGAAGCAACCUGACAGCACAAAUAUCCCACGGUCCAUCCCAUCUCAUACCUUACCCAAGCCCGCCGACGUUUCCGCACACGUUCCAGCACAAAACUACUUACUCCCUACUUCGCAAACACAAAUGCCACCUCCCAUGACCAAACCCGCCGACCUCUCCCCCCGCUCCUCAUCCCUCCACACCAGGCCCUCCCUCCCCUACGUAUUCUUCCUGGUAAAGCAACUCGUCCCCUUCACUGACCCUGUCCGCGCCACACAAAUGUCCUUCAACGACGCGACAACCGCUCACGCCGCGCUGCUGGACUACGUGCGAAAUAACCAUCCAUAUCACCGAUCGAUUGAACCGCGUGCGGGUGUGAGGAGGGGAGGUGGGGGUAGGGUUAUGGAGGGGUACAUUGCGGAGUAUGAAUAUAGGGAUGGGGAUUGGAUCGAUGAGGAGGUGGUUGGGUGGGUGUGGGUUGAGAGGGAUUGGAGGGGCUGAGGCGCCGUGAGAGAUAUGUUGGGUAGUUCGCGAUGGUGGGAAUGCUGGGGUGGAAGAUGGGGCUAAAGAUAAAGAUGAAGAUG